AUGGAACAGCAGUCUUCGACGUCAAAAGUGACAGUCGAGUACUUCGAUCCCCACGACGUGUACAAGCUCCUAUCCCCCGGCUUGAUUCCUCGACUACCUCUGCGGAACCUUCAUUGGCAGUCGCAUGCCGGGCCUCUUCGGUCUAUAGAUGCCUUGCACAUUGACCUUGUAGAAGGUGACGCUGCCGGAUCUGUCGAGCCUGGAGCGGCUCGCAAACAGAGGCGGUCCACGAGUGCCUCGCUGGACGAUGGCUUCCAAACACAGCAAGUACGGGGGCUUGACGGCUCCAGCGAGACUGCAAAAAAGCAGGCGAAUGCGACAAAAUCCAUCAUCGGUGCCCAGCGGCGACACCAGAUACCCGGCCUCCGAAGUACCCCGUAUCUCAAGGUCCUCCUCGUGCGGUGCGAUGACAACGAUUCCUACAAGGCCACAGUACGAAGCGAAAUACGCGAGUGGAUCAAGGAGCAAACCCUGCCGUCCAGUGGCCCCAGGAAAGUCAGUACACAGGAAAAGCACGAUGCCUUUGAGUGGUUGAUUGUGCACGUGGUCAUCCCGAAUACCGUCGCAGCAACACAACCUCGAAGCAGCGGCAGUAAAGCAGAUGCCAGCGCUGCAGACAAGAGCUCCGCAACGUCUCGAUGGCGACCCGGAUCGACCCCUUUGCUAGAGAAGCUUCGAUCCGACUUCAACUCGUCAAGCAAGGGCGCUCCAGACCGUGUGGCUCAGAUACGAAUUGGCAUCAACGACGUGCCGUACGACCUGCUGCCAAGAGUGGUCCCUGCGGUGCCUUCGGGAUACUCUGAAACGGCGCAGGACGCUGACAACGCCUGGAAUGAUUUGAUGGCUAAGCUCAAAGGUCUGAUCCUGACGUCCUUUGACAUGCGCGUGACCCAAUACGAAGACGAUAUCAAAGAGAGGGAUGGACAGCGCAGCCUACCUGGCUGGAACUUUUGCACCUUUUUCAUUUUAAAGGAGGGUCUAGCGCGGGGAUUUGAAAGCGUCGGCCUCGUCGAGGAUGCUCUCGUUGGAUACGACGAGCUGAGCGUCGGGCUCGACACUGUUCUUCAUGAACAGACCGAGAGUGGACUGCCAGAAAGGCAUGGCGGAGCAAUGCUGACGCACACAGAGGACGUGAAAAGGGCAGUCAAGAAGGCGUUGGCAGAGGCGAAGGGGGAAGCUGGUGACGAGGAAGCUGAAGACCUGCAGAAGAAGGAGACAAUGACAAACCAAACCGAGGACAUACCAGUAAGCUUCUGCAAAAAGGCAUACCGCGAAAUGAUUUUGGCAAACAAGGUAUCCGUCUUUGACUUUAGAUGCUACAUCUUUUCGAGGCAGAUUGCUUUGCUGCUCAGGUUAGGGAAUGCGUCGGCCAGCAAGGACGAGCUCCUGGCCAAGCUGAAGGAUCAACGAGAUGCUAUCCUUUAUGGUGUGGCACCAUCGAUGCCGCCGAUGAAGAAUGACGAUGACGGCAAGGCGGAAAAACUCGACUUGCUUUCCGAGGUGUGCCGGCGAACGCUGGAAUUCAUCCCAUCCAUAUCCCCGAUCUUGCGACGAGACAUUUCAAUGUCUCUGUCGAGCGGCGCAAAUGCCCAUGGCGCAAAGGGCGCAGAGCUGGACCCGCCAUCGCUGGAGAUGGUGGACAAUUAUACAGCCUCCUUUGCCUUCAGCGUGGCCCAGCAAAUCUUGGCACAGACGUCGACCAGAGCACUUCCAAUACCGCCAACUACAUUCAAAGCCGGAAACGGCACCGAGCCAAAGUCGUCAAUCCCUGAACCCAAGACCAUGAUGCAUCCUGCGAGAGUAUCGUCGCUGCAUUCACAAGCGUCAACAGCUCGACCGCCGCAGGGUCAGGCCACGCUUCCGAGCCACGAUCGGUGGCCCGGGGCGGCGGAGAUGGGGUCACAAAGCUCUUCGUUCCUCAAAGGCGGACUGGAAGAACUGUCUGCUCGGCGCGCAGAGCUGUAUAUGCUAUGUAGGAGUAUCCUUGACAAACUGGGGGGGAAACGCGCAUGGUCCAACGGGUGGGAUGAGGCGCCGCUAGUCAACGAAGCAGAUGGCCAAGAUAUGGAAGAGAUAAGCCUCGAGGAGGAGACGUCGGCUGUCGCCAAGGGCAGGCCAACCAACGCGGCGCCUGCAUUUCCAGCGUCAGCCCUCGGCAUUGAAAGCCAGAUACUACGGGCGGCCACGGACAACGCGGCCGACUUUUACCGACUAUAUGAAAUUCUCACCGACAAGGCCCUCCAGCACUUUACAGUUGCCGGCCACAAACACGCCGUUCACGCCUGCAGGGCUGACUUGGCUGUUUUGAAGGUCCACCUAAAGGACUACGAUGCGGCCGCGGAGCAUUUUGUCAAGUCAACUCCGUUCUUUGGUAUGAACGGAUGGAGUCGUUUGGAGUUGUCGCUGCUGGUCAUGUACUGUCAAUGCCUCGGGAAGCUGAAAGCGAACGACAAUUACGUGCGCGCCGCCCUGAAGCUCCUUAGCAAAUCCUGCUCGGCCGAGAGGGAGCGGCGGCAGCGGCGAAGCAUGCCGUUGACCGCGUCGGCACGCAAGCCCACAAUCACAGAUAUGUCGUCCGUGCGCAGUGUUGCGCAAACGCUGUUUUCCCUGACAAAGGAACUCUCAUCCGAGUUGAAGGUGACGUUGGCAAAUUUCUUCAUGAAUGUUGAGUUGGAGGGAUGCCCUGAAUAUCAUGAUGGACAGGAUAGCUGCUCACUGUCGAUUUCGUUACGCAGCCUGCUGCCAGAAGAAAUCACGGUCGACACCGUCAAGCUACGAGUGACGUGCGUGGACGGGGGGCCAUGCCGGGAAGUCAAUUUCGAAGCCAAAGGCGAUGUUGUAAUUGUCCCAGGCCAGAAUGUCAUUUCCGUAAAGACACACUCCAUUGUUCCCGGAAAAUAUCGAGCGAGCCGGCUGGACCUGUUCUCGAACAAACUUGUGUUCCACCACGAGCAAGAUUUCUGCCAACCACCUCCGAGGACAAGCGACAUUUUUGCGAGUCCUGACGUGACCUUGUUCCAACGCACCAGGGGCCUCGACGUACAAUUGACGGCCAGCAAGCACAUUAGCCUCGGGAAAAACAACGCACUUGAGCUCGUCAUCAACCCCGGCUGGAACGCUCUCACCAGGUGCGACGUGCGCCUUCGUCCGACGACCGGAGGUCUGCGUCUCCUGACCACGGAGGCGAGAGUAUCGGAUGGGUCGGGGGCGUCCUUUGCGAAGCCGCCCGAGCCGGGAGCCAUGUUUCUGGGACCCAUGCGCCCAGACGCGCCCGUCACUGUGCGAUUUCCGUAUUCCAUCGAACAGGACCUGGGAGACGUGUCUGUGAGGGUGGAAGCGUGGUAUACGAACGAGUCGAACGACUCGUUCCAUGCUGCCAAAUCCAUAGUCGUCCCCGUGUCGCUGGCUGUGGGCGUAAACGUGCAAGACGUGUUCAAGCACGACGCACUGUUUUCGCGAUUCAACGUUGAAACAGCGUCGUCGAGCCCGCUCCGACUCUUGAAGAGCGAGCUGCAGGGCUCCGAGCUUUUUGAGCCGUGCUUUGGACCUGGCGCGAACAUGGCAGCAAUGGUAUUCCCGAAGCAGCAGGCUACGUUGCUCUACAAGAUUACGAGAAAACCCGGCGGCGACGAUGCCAAGGCGGCGACGACGACGACGACGACGGGACGAACGGGCAGAACGCUGCAUCUCAAGCUCUACUACAGUGUGUUGCAGACGGAAAUCGAGGACGUGAUCCGGCAGUCAGUGAUGCAGGGUCUGAGGGACACGCCACUGGAGCCGUACUCGACGAUGACGGCGGCACUCGUGUUGGCCGAGACGAAGAGGGGACUGCGAGCGCAGGAUCUGGAACGGGCCGCGCUCGUGGGCGAGAUGACGACGGCCUGCCUGCAAGGCACGCCGUGGGCACAUCUGCUGCGGGGACUCGGGCGCGUACCAGGCGCCGAGGACGACGCGGCAACCCAGCUGGCGGAGUUUCUCGAGCGAUGGCAGAGGAAGCACGCACGACUGCGGAUGCCUGCGUGGCCGGCGCCGGACGACGCGUGCUCGAUAGCGAUCCCGGUGGAGAUGCCGUGCCUGCCUGUGCUCCACACGGCCGACAUUCGCAUCGACGACUCGGUGCUGCAUCACCUGGAAGGGGCGGAGGGCGGGGCGCCCGCGGCCGUUGUCGGCCAGGUGCUGCCGGCGACGCUGCACCUGAAGUGGACGCGGAGGUGGGACACGGGCGCCGGGGGGGGCGAGGACGAGGAGUUCAGCUACGAGGUGACGGCGCCGCCGGAUUCGUGGCUGCUGGGCGGGCGGCGCAAAGGGCACUUUGUGAUUCCCGGGGGCAAGGCGGGCGGGGGGGCGUCGUCGACAGCCGAGACGGAGGCAGAGAUCCCGCUGGUGCUGGUGGCGCAGCGGGAGGGACGGCUUGCGUAUCCGACGGUGGACAUUCGAGAGGUGCGGUCGACGGACGGGCGAGGCGGCCCGGCGGCGGGGGCGGCGGCGUGCGAGGUGGACUGGCGGAACCUGGGCGAGACGGUGAGGGUGGUGAGCGAGAGGCGGAGCGUGACGGUGAGCCUGGACGCGAGCGGGCCGGGAGGGGGGCCGCUGGUGUUUGAGAGCGAGCGCCUGCCACGACGGCAAAGGGGGAGGAUUGUGCUGUAG
Molecule: messenger RNA, 4647 nt
Organism: Ustilaginoidea virens
Lineage: Eukaryota; Fungi; Ascomycota; Sordariomycetes; Hypocreales; Clavicipitaceae
Exons: 3
Coding region: 1-4647 (1548 amino acids)
Biological process (GO): early endosome to Golgi transport; intra-Golgi vesicle-mediated transport
Cellular component (GO): TRAPPII protein complex
Source: RefSeq, a predicted model, not a curated record